UGACAACAACAAAAUAAAGCACUUUUUUUGAAUGCGAAUAAUGAGAAGAGCAUUGAUUUUACCAUAAAAACCUGACAUUACUUUUAAUUCCUUUUUUGUACUUAUGAGAGCAAUUGAACUACUAUUUUUAUGGUAACGAAAAUGUCGGUGUUUUGGGAUGAAAACAAGCAACCUAUUUUCGAGGAUUAUAUUUUCAUUUUGCCUUCUAUAUCUGUUGGAAAUGUUGGCCAGCUUGCUGUAGACUUAUUACUCAACAAUUUAGAAGUGAAGCAUGUUGCAUUCAUUGAAGAGCCAUCAAUUUUGCCAAUUGUUGGUCCUGAUCCUUUUGAUCCAGAAAGCACGAAAUUAGCCACUAGUUGUGAAUUAUUUCAGUUUGAAGAAAAGAAACUUUUAAUUAUGCAACAAAGAGCUCCAAUUAUUCCAGAAGAAAUUUCCAGAUAUAAAGAUUUCAUCACAAAUUUUAUUAAGUCACAUAAAUUCAAGAAAACUGUGUUGUUAUCAAGUAGCUUUUCACAAUUUUUUACAGCAGAAAACCUUCAAGGUGUACCCAUUCAUUAUCUACUUACAAGCACUGUACGGGAAGAAGAAAAGCAGUUUGAAAACAUUUCUUGGCGGAAAUUUCAGUUGCCACAAAAUGUGGAUCCUACAGAGACUUCUUUAAUUCCUGGAGGUGGAAUUGCUGCUAAAUUGUUGAAAGACUGUGAAGAGCAGCAAGUUCCUUUGGUCGUUUUAAUCCUUGUUUGUUCUGAAGGAAAUAAUUAUCCUGAAGCUUUACAAAUGGUUAAAAGCAUCAAUCAAUGGCUUCAGUUAAAGCAGACCAAAGAUUCUGAAGAAGUCUGGAAAAUUCCUAUAUCAUGGGCUUUACCAUAUGGAAGUGAUGCACCACACACAAUGUUUUAAAAUUUGUUGAAUAAAAAUUAUGUAUGAAAUGUUUAAUAAAAUUUUUAUGUAUUGUUUUCUAUCUGAA
Molecule: messenger RNA, 967 nt
Organism: Uloborus diversus
Lineage: Eukaryota; Metazoa; Arthropoda; Arachnida; Araneae; Uloboridae
Product: proteasome assembly chaperone 2-like
Exons: 7
Coding region: 130-900 (256 amino acids)
Biological process (GO): proteasome assembly
Cellular component (GO): nucleus; cytosol
Source: RefSeq, a predicted model, not a curated record